Molecule: messenger RNA, 573 nt
Organism: Alternaria arborescens
Lineage: Eukaryota; Fungi; Ascomycota; Dothideomycetes; Pleosporales; Pleosporaceae
Exons: 1
Coding region: 1-573 (190 amino acids)
Source: RefSeq, a predicted model, not a curated record
AUGCUCGCCCCGAUCCUAUCGCAAGGGCCACAAGCUUCUUACAACUGCUAUGCUCAUGUAGACGGCCCCAUGUAUGACCCGAGCAUCUUCGUGCGGCCUAUGGAUGCGGACAAUCAUCUCCACCUAGGCGCUAUAUCACCACAGACACCCAGCCCAGUCACCCUUUACGAACACGUAUCCGUAUUGAACGAUCUGGAUUAUCACCAGUACGAUGAUUCGUGGUUUGAUGAAAUCCACAUGUUAGAUGGAGUUGAGUUCGAAGUUAGUGCUGCGGGUUUUCCACCGGAGAGAUGGGUUGUACCAAACUCCACAAACAUGGUGCCAACAGCGCAGGUACCAUGGUCUCUUUAUGACCUCCCGGAUCUACUGCAAUACAAGCUAGACGAAUCAGUAUCACAUCUCGGCGGGAUGGCCUCUUCAGCCCAGUACCAAUUCGGAAAUGACCUGGACUCAAUUCAACCUGAAUCGACGUUUUACAUACCUACUGUCACCGACAUGACGGUCCCUACAUCAGCACCGUUUUUGUACGACUUGAAUGCAGCGACAAGUUAUGCACCAGUCUGGGAGGGCUGA